Folsomia candida is the source of this 1071-nucleotide messenger RNA. RefSeq lists its product as uncharacterized. The transcript has 7 exons. The coding region runs from base 87 to 995 and encodes 302 amino acids. The record is from RefSeq and is a predicted model, not a curated record. Lineage: Eukaryota; Metazoa; Arthropoda; Collembola; Entomobryomorpha; Isotomidae.
CCCUUGCAGUAGCAACUUGACCUUACCAAAGGACGAGAAUCUUAAAUUUUGCUAUUUUUUUUACAUACAUCCUACUACAAGUCUACAUGUUAAAAUCAUUUAUUUUCCAUUUAACACUUUUUGUGAUUCUUCCAAACCAAAUAUCUGCUAUACUCUGGGAUGGGUUGAGAGUAAAGUUUGGCGUGCCCUCUCUUCGCAACGAGACCAACUCAUUCAUCAAAAUGCCAACCCUUGUCAGUCAUGCUGUUCAGGACGGAAUGGUCAAUAUCAGCCCGGAGUGUACGAACGGGGGGAAGUACUUCGGAUUUCGGUACAAAACCAGGAACGUGGAUGGAAUUUAUUUACUCUUUGAUAGGAACGGCAUUAUUGCAGGGAUACAAGUUUGGAUGGAUAAAUCGGACACAACCCGGGCUAACAAUCCAUUUCGCUACGACUUAAUCCCGAUGUUCCGAGAUGAGAUAAUUGGUGGAAAAUGGUACACAGUCCUUACGGCAUAUUUCGUUAAUCCGGCUUCGAUUUGCUCUACCGGACGGAACGAAACCAGUCUACACAGCCAAGGUACCGGGACGGGGCUCUACUUUCAAAAUGGGGCCACCCCACACCCCUCCAAUCUCGUGAAUGUUCCAACCUAUCGUCCCGACGCGGCCAAGGAGGGCUACACCAAUUGCGAAUGCCUCGAAGGAAUGGGAUUACACAAUUUUUGGCAGGUCGAGAAAUGGCAGGAUUCCAACUGUAGGGAAGUCCAGCCAAUCCAGCUGCUCUACAAUUUGGAUGGUGCAAUGGUCGGUUUUGUGUUCCAAAUUUUCGCGAAAUUGUCCCACCGAAUGUUUGAGUUUCCGCCAACCCAAGGGUUGAAGGUCAUCCUUGGACCCGACAGGACACCGAAUUGCAUCCUAGAGGUUAACGAAAAAUUUGGAACUACCGCCCUUCACGUGUACUUUAUUGAUAACCCGUGGGAAUUAAAGUGUCCCGUUCCCGUAGUUGUUAAAGAAUGAGAAAAUUUCUAAAAUUUUAUUUUACUGUUUAAGAAUGUUUAAUAUAUCAAAAACAAUAAAGUAUUUGGCUCUUUUA